Molecule: messenger RNA, 1355 nt
Organism: Vicia villosa (hairy vetch)
Lineage: Eukaryota; Viridiplantae; Streptophyta; Magnoliopsida; Fabales; Fabaceae
Product: origin of replication complex subunit 6-like
Exons: 9
Coding region: 75-938 (287 amino acids)
Biological process (GO): DNA replication; DNA replication initiation
Cellular component (GO): nuclear origin of replication recognition complex
Molecular function (GO): DNA binding
Source: RefSeq, a predicted model, not a curated record
CGAUUUCCCCAUCUUCUAAAUCCAUUUCUCAAUCAUCACCCCCCAUUCAGUAGAAAAACCCAAACAAACAAAAAAUGGAUAUUUCAGAAAUCGCAAAAAAACUCGGACUCUCCGACUCAAAAAUCCUCAUCCGUAAAGCCGCCGAACUCCGUCGCCUCUGCGAUGUUCACUUCGAUUCUUCGAUCAUCGGCGUCGGCGAGGUUGCCAAAGCUAUCAUCUGUACGGAGAUCGCGGCGACGAGGCUCGGUGUUCUCUUUGAUCGAUCGUCUGCUGUGAAACUAAGUGGAAUGUCUGAGAGAGCUUAUAUCAGAUCUUAUAAUUCACUUCAUAAUGGCAUCGGAGUCAAGUUGAAGCUUGAUGUGAGAGAAUUGGCUAUUCGAUUUGGUUGUGUGAGGAUUAUACCUUAUGUUCGCGAUGGUCUCAAGCUUUAUAAGGAUCGGUUUCUUGCUUCGUUGCCGGCUGCUCGCCGUGCUAGUGCUGAUUUUACUCGUCCGGUGUUUAUGGCUGUUGCUUUUUAUUUAUCUGCCAAGAAACAAAAGCUCAAAGUUGAUAAGAUAAAGCUAAUUGAACUCUGUGGUACUUCUGAAUCAGAAUUUUCUAGUGUUUCCACUUCUAUGAAAGACUUGUGCCAUGAUGUUUUUGGGGUAGCUAAAGAAAAGAAAGACCCUAAAGAAGUAAAGACAAAUAGAGAUCUGCUUGAUGUCUUACCAAGCAAAAGAAAAGCCGAGGAUGGUGGUUAUUUGUCUGAUGAUGGAGCAGAGGUUUCAUGUUAUAAAAAAAAGAAACAGAUGGAAACACAUGAUUAUGAGAAGUGGAAAUCUUCUGUCCUUGCAUCCAAUAAACAAGAUAAGAAAGAAGUGCAUCGCAAGAAACCAAUACAGACAAGCCUCAACUUCGUCAAGGAAGCUCCUGAGACCCAGAAGUUGGAGGUGUUGUGAGAUGGUAUUGUUUUCACUGCGAUGGAAGAAGAUUCUAGUGGAAGCUUGGUACUGUAUAAAUCAAAGAUGAAAGUAACAGAGAAGUUGCCUGGUUGUGACUAUUUUUACAUAUAAGCUUCUCAAUUUUGUUAAAGUUGUCUUUUGGGGAAUUUCCAAAGCAUUAAAUUAUAGCAUGAACUCUGUACAGACAAUCAUUUUAAAAAAAAAAACUUUCCUGGAAUUUGGCUUCAAAAUGAGUCACAUAUAGGUUCAUUUACCCUUACAAGACAGUAAAUCUUGAAACCAGUGUGCCUGUGCAAUUUUCUUUGUAUUCAUACAUUUCUAUCUAUUUAAACAACACAGUUUUGGAUAAUACUAUCUUUCAACUGCACCAGGAAACAAAAGCAGAAAGUGAAUUAAUUUGAAUAAAUAUUUUUU